Molecule: messenger RNA, 1852 nt
Organism: Gordionus sp. m RMFG-2023
Lineage: Eukaryota; Metazoa; Nematomorpha; Gordioida; Chordodea; Parachordodidae
Product: synaptic vesicle membrane protein VAT-1 homolog-like
Exons: 10
Coding region: 175-1413 (412 amino acids)
Molecular function (GO): oxidoreductase activity
Source: RefSeq, a predicted model, not a curated record
CUUUUUUUUCCUGUCAUAUGACGAUUUAUUGGUUUUUUUUUAAAAAAAUAAAUUUUUUUUCUAAAAUAAAAGAAAAAAUUGGCUAAUUAAAUUUACAAAAUAUUCAAUACAAGAUUAGUAGUCCAAAACUUAUUAAUCGUAGAAAUUCAACGGAAAAGAAAUAUAUGAUCUAAAAUGGCGGACGAUGAUGAUGUAUCGGAAACUGCUAUAUAUAAGCUGGAGGGGGGAGAUCGUGCGACAAAUGGUAAAACUCACAAAGCUAUAUUUCAGACAGGAUUCGGUGGUAGUAAAGUUUACAUUCUAAAGGAAGUCCCUACACCCUUGGUUGGAAAAUACGAAGUUCAGAUCAAGGUUAAGGCUUGCGGAGUCUCUUUUCAAGAUUUGGUGAUUCAACAAGGGGCUACAGAAGGAUUGCCCAAGACCCCUUUUACCCCUGGAUUCGAAUGUUCAGGAGAUAUUGUUGCUAUGGGAGAUCAAGUAUCUGGAUUCGCUGUAGGAGAUAUGGUUAUGGUUCUAACCCAUUACCAAGCUUGGGCUGAGGUUGUAACAGUUCCAUCAGUGUACGCCUUUAAAAUGCCUAAAAAUAUGAGUUAUGAGGAAGGAGCAGCUUUCCCAUUGGCUUAUACUAUGGCGCAUCUCAUGUUAUUCCACGUGGGAAAUAUACGACAGGGUAUGAAAAUCUUUGCACAUUCUCUGGGAGGUUCUAUCGGAAUCGCUGUAGCCCAAAUAUGCAAGAAUGUUGUAGAAGAGGUAAUCUUACUUGGUACAGCAUCAGCCCACAAACACGAAAAACUCAAGGAUUUGGCUACAGUAGUCUUUGAUCUCAGCGCUGAAUACGUCUUUGAUUCCAAACAGAUGUAUCCAGAGGGUUUAGACCUCGUGCUGGAUAACAGAUAUGGCGAAGAUUUUAACAAAGGAUUCGCAUUAUUAGCACCGCUUGGAAAAUAUAUACUGUAUGGAUCUUCAUGCUUGGUGACACCUGAAGGUAAAAGUAUCUUAAACUUCGCAAAAUCCUGGUGGCACGUCGAUAAAAUUAACCCGACCAAAUUUAUGGAAGAUAAUCUGUCUCUCACGGGUAUCAACUUUAGAAAGUUAUUUUUUGCGUUUCCCGCAGAACAAGGGGAUCGACCCAUAGUGCUUUUGAGAGGUAUCAUGAAACAGCUGAUUGAAUGGUACAAUCAUCACAAGAUUAAACCGAUAAUCGAUUCUAUAUGGGCAUUUGACGAACUUCCAGAAGCGAUGCACAAAUUGCACAAUAGAAAGAAUAUAGGAACCGUUAUAUUAGAUCCCACACGCGAAAAAUUGAUCGUCGAAACGUCACAAUUGCAUCAUUCCAAGCCAGGAACUGCGGUUGAUCCAAAGAACGUGGUUGAAGGAACUGUUAUCGGGAACGUUGUAAUGGACAAUGAUUAAAACAACGAAAUAUAAUGGAAAUAAUUACCUAACAUAUUAAAGCUGACACUUCCUCCCUCUUUGUAUAUUAGUUUGUUUUUUUUUAAAUUUUAAGUAAGAAAAAAAAUGUUGAUGUUAGAAUAAUUGGUAUGGUAAUAGAGUCUUAAUUCAAAAAAUAUAUAAAUAUAUAUUUCGAGUUAUUUUUUAGUCAUCUGUCCAUCAUCUAUAAUUUUGAAUUAUUUCGAUUUUUUGUUAAAUAAAUUUAAUUUGCAAAACACAUUUUAGAUAUAUUCUUUAUCACAAUUAUUAUAAAGAAAUAUAUAAGGCACUACACUAUGCGAUGAAAGUAAAUACACUUUAUACAAAAAUAAAUUGCAAAAAUAUUUAUAUCAUAUUAUAUACAAAUUACUUGACUGAAUUUCGCACUUUUCUGUAAUGUUUACACGUCACAAUAAUUUUG